AUGGCUUCCUUUCCUCUCCAACCCUUGGCCCAGCCCAAUCCUCCGAUGGCACCAAGACCACCAUCCUUGGUGCCAAGGAUAACAGUGCCCAAGAAGAGAGCAUCGACAACAAGGAGAGUAAGGACGAAUUUGGAGUGGAGAAACGACUUGAUGCGAAUCUACAAAGCCAUCUUCGAAAGCUUGGAAGAAGACAAUACGAGACUCACACUACGCAAAUACUGCCUUUCGGGUGAAAAUGGCUUUUCGUCCUCCGAGUACACAAGGAUUGCAGCGAUCUGGAAAGAGCUCAAUUUUGAGCUUCUUAUCAACGAAAAUACUGAUCCAUCUGAUCUAGCUUUGUUGCAAUCGCUUGACAAGAGAUUUCCUUUGGAAACCGUCAACAAUAUUGUGGAAGAUGAUACAGCAGAUAGUGGCCCAUCAGGUGUUGGUCGUCGCAUUCGCAAUGGCAAGAAUGUCAUGCGCUCAGCCCUAGAAUGGAGGGCUCUUUUGACAGACAUGUAUCUUUUUCUCAAAAGUGCAAAGUCAUCUUCUCACAACAACGAAUCAGUUCGAUCUUAUUGUCGAAAGGUUUUGAAUGCUGAAAAUCAAUAUCGAAGAAUAUCGGCAGUAUGGAAGGAUCUUGGUCUCGACAACGACUUGAACAAUGACGCUCCUGUAGAUGACAAUUUCAGGGGGAAAAUUGCGAAGAGAUAUCCGGCUGAGGAGGAAGGAAGUACCAACAAUUCUCAACGUCAUGGGCGAGAUCUACGACCAACAUCGAACUCCUAUUUUGAUGCUAACGAAGAGGCUGUGUGGUGCGAAUCUGUUGCUGGUUUCGCUCGAGCUGGUUACCCACUGGAAAAGACCAAUCUCAAGGCCGUGAUGGAUGCUUUUCUUGAAGCAGAUGGAAUAGGCGAUGGACAGAACAGCACUGGAGGGAUCAGCUUUGAUACCGUGGAAAGAAUCUACAAAGAAGGUCGUCUUGCUGCCAAAUCAAAUGUCAACCCAAUCGAUCCAAAGAGAGCAGCACAGGCGUCUCCGCAAGUGUUGAAUGCUUUUUAUCAUCAACUCGAGGCAACGAUUAAGAUGGCGCACGAGAUCAACCCAACAGCAUGGCCCGAAGAUAGAUACGCGAACAUUCCUCCCACACGCAUCUACAAUGCAGAUGAGCAAGGACCAAAUCCAACGGCACUUCGAAAUCCGGUUCUCAUACCAGCAGACAUGCUAGAGGGCCACGCAAGGCUGUUUCAAAACACAAGGGAAGGAGAUGGCAAGAUGCAAUUCCAUUAUAGCGUUGCUAACAUUGUCCGUGCAGAUGGAGUGCAGUGCCAUCCAGAUCAAAAAGUAGAAGGAGCCCCAGCACCGUACAUUAUUAUCUCGGACACGUCGAGUGCCAAUGAGCUCGACAAAAUGCCGAAAGCCGAUCGUGACAGACUGCUCGCCAACCAAAGCGAAAAUGACACCAUUCGAUUGAAUCCUGCCGUUCUUGAAGGUUGGUUCGACACCUUUGAGGUGGGGAAGAAAGACGAUCUGGUCAAUCCAUUUGGAUUCCAGGUUCGAACAACGCCAACUGGAUCGAUGCUAAAGCGAACGUUCUUCGACUUCAUUUUGCACUUUGUCAGUCAACUUCCCCAUGAUCAAGGUCCGAAUGGAUUGGGGUCAAUUCUGUUUCUGGACUGGCACUGCUCUCGCGAGUGCCCUCAAUCGCUCAUCACAUCAUUCUUCCAGCAUAACGUCCUCUUGUUCAUUCUUCCUUCGAAGACAAGUAUUUGGGGACAGCCGUGUGACAAUGGCAAGAAUGAGCUGACAGCAAAGGAUAUUGCUUUUGAAGCACACAAUCGUGGUCUGAUGGUUGGAACAGCGUUGGACUAUCUUGAUGCGAACAAGAUAUUUCGAGGGGGACUCGAGCAAAACUGUCAACAACAGAAUGAUGAGCUGCGACGAAGGGGCACCAAUGCAGUCGUUAGCAGUUUCAAGAAGACUGGGCUCUAUCCAAUCGACUAUGACAAUGAGGGUUGGAAGGCUGCCAUUCAGAGUUUCAAACGAUUGAAUGAGCUUCUUGCACAACAAAAAUUGGAAUCUGGUGAGCUUUUAACAGAAAACGUUUGGGUUGUUACACCUAUUCCGAUCGAUGAAAGGGAGGAGCUAACUGUCAGUGACAAGGAGGAACUCGAUGCUUUUCUUCCAAGUGCCGACUUCCUCGACUGUGCCACCGAACGAGGACAGCAGUUUCAAAUGCCUCAUCUUUUUCUUGCUGCCUCGAUUGGUGAGCAAAUGAUUGGGGAAUAUGUCCUGGAUCGCAACAGAGACGUCAAUCAGCCACCUCAAGCAACAGAAGAGUUUGAGCGAGCUGCUCUCAAGUUGAUCACCUUUGUCUUGGUAACCCCAGAGAGCCGUGUGGACACACGAUGCACCUUAUCAGAUGAUGCUAUAGCUCACCACAAGCUUCGGACAAAGCUUUGCGUUCAGAGGUUUGGGCACUCGGUGCUUUUGCGAAGGAAAGAAGAUGGUGCAGAGAUCUGCUUAACGAAACAAUCAGCAACUAAGUUUGUCGCUCUAGAAGGGCAGCGAAGAGAGAGCAGAAAUUUCACGCAGAUGACACUACAACAAGUCCUCGACAACUGCGUGGAUAAUGGAGAUGACGAUGCUUAUACCCUCACCAAGAAAGACAAACGCAAGGGACAAAAAAAGAAAAGAGUCGAACGGAAGAAACUUAAUGAAGUGAUGUAUGGACUUGCGGAAGAAAUCGGAGACGAGAGGAGGCUGAAACGAAAUCUUGAUGCCAUUACGGAUCGGUUGGCCAAGAGGCCCCGUUUUGCGUUGAAACUGGCAACACUUCUAGAGGAGGAGGAUAUGGGCAUUGAUGACUUGUACGGCAUAUUCGAAGAUGUUGUUCUCGAGCCAUUCAGUGAUAUUAUUUCAGUUACACACGGCGACACGACAAAAGAGAUUAAAGUUACACGUGUGGGAACAGAUAUCACUGCGGUGAGCCAACAGGUGCAAGAAACAUUGAUGCGAGUGGUGUUGCAAUUGAAAGCCAAAGCUGGAGAAAAGAGAAAAAGAAGACGAAAGGCUGGACAAUCGACCCACUUAGGCAAGUCUGGGCUCGUUGCAGGCAUCCUUAUUCAGCGACAAAACAAAGAAGAAGAGUUGAAGGUCCUUCAAAAAGAAGAGAAAGGCUUGUUGGAUGAUCUAGAAAGAAUGAAAGGCUUGCACACGGAUGCAAUUGCUCUAGUGGAGGCAGCAAAAGACGAUUUCUGGAAAUGGGAUGUUGUAAAAGGAUGGAAAAGGAAGACACUAGCACGGUUGAUGGGUGUCUACAAGUCAAGUGCGAAGGCCGAUGCCGUUGCACAGGAGCUAAAGCAACUUAAUCUCACCGCGGAGUCUGUAAAGGAAAAGAUCGAACAACUCAAGAGGUCGAUCGAUGAGAAAACAACAGCGGUCGCUCCUCUUGUCGCAGAGCAGAGAGAGAGAGAGGAUUUCCUUUCAGAGACAGCUCGCUUUGACACCCAACAAGAUAAUGGUAAUGAUAGAAAUGCGAGCGAUGGAGAAGAAGAUAGUGACAGAGACGAGGACGACGAGGACGACUGA
Messenger RNA from Seminavis robusta, 3570 nucleotides. Lineage: Eukaryota; Bacillariophyta; Bacillariophyceae; Naviculales; Naviculaceae. The record is from the annotation of a GenBank genome assembly.